GACAACACCAAAGUUGCUUAUUUUAAACCGCUUACUAUUUACUAUUUAGCUGCAAUCCUGACAGAACCAUGAACGAUUUGAACCUGCGCGUAGCCGCCUUGAAGUUGUGUGCUCAUCCCAAGAGGUUUGCGGAGCUGCGCGACGCCCUUGUGCCAUUGCCCAACACGUGGAUUACCGCGCCACAUGACUUUGUGCGCCAGUUCGCGGCGGCCGAGAGCAGUGCGGAGCAGGUGCAGGUGGUCAAGGAUGUCUUCUACGAGUACCAGCAGCAGGAUCACGAAAAGGUGCCCCGCUUCCUGGCGGAUCUCCUGCUGGCCAGUCCGCUAAAGCACGCCGUGCGCAACCAGCUGACCAAACUCUUCUCGGACAAUGCGCUGGCCAAACAGAAGGCGGCGCCACAUCACAGGCACUCGAGGGAGCUCCUGCUGGAGGCUCUGCAGCAGUCGCUCGGCGAGAUGGCCAGCAGUCUUGCGGUGAUCACGCCGCCUGUAAGCCACGAGCGCACCAACGAUGUCUUUGCGUCCGCCAAUGCCUGUCUGCAGAACUUCCCCUUUGGAAGGGAGGCCCUGGGCACUCAGGUGCAUCUGUUCGCGCCGCUGCUAACCACCGCCCUGGAGCGCUACUGGACGGACAUUUGUGACCCUUCGCUGGAACUCUCGCCAACGCGCCGCAACGAGCUGUACCUGUACGUGCAAAAUGCGCUGCGGUUCCUGGUUAGCCUGCUGGCCGAGUGGAGCGACCAGUUGCACUUGACCGAGGAUGAGCGCUUUCCAGGCGCGGCGAAUGAGGUGGCCCAAAAGGUGGCUCGCCACGAGGACACUCCGUGGGACGUACGCUCCAUUGCCGGCCUGCUGAUCGGUCACCUGGCGCGAUUCUCUGGUACAUUCCAGACGUACGUCGAAGACUGCUCGCGGCCCCAGGCUGAGCAGGAUGUUCCCGUACAGACGGCCGCCCUGCUCGUCCUGCGACCCGCCGACUAUGCGGAAAACGCUGCACAAGCACUGGCCAUUCUGAAGACGAUCGUGGCCGUUGGCGAGCAGAAGAGCACCGUGACCAACCUGCUUGUCUUCAUUUCCAAGCACCUGUUCAUUUACUCCAAAUCGCUGGGCGAGAUGCACGCCCAUCUUCCCGAUGACCAGAAGUUGCUAUAUGAACAGAUCCUGGCGCAGCUGCAGGUCUUCGCCCUGCAGAACAUCUCCAACGACACGGAUUCCGUGCGCCACAUGAGCAGCGCCCUGCUGCACCAGGUGCUGCAGCACGCCCAGGCCGCCGGUCAGGAGGAGCUCUUUCAAGUCGUCUACCGUCAGUUCGAAGAUCGCGCCACAUCCCUCAAUGCCAGUUGCCUGGCGCUGGAGCAGCUGGUCGCGGUGGCGGGUGUCAGCCAGUCCAUCGAGAACUGUCCCUCGCUGUUCGGUGUCAUAUUCCCGCGCCAUCUGGGCUGUGAGGACGGUGUGGAUGCCCUGUUCAAAGUCAUGAUGGUAUCGGCCCACAAGUCGGAGCCCUUCGCCGAGUGGCAGAGCCGGUGGUUCGGCCAGCUUCUAGCGGCGAUCCACGUGCCGGAGAAGCGCCGACCGGUCAUUGAAGAGCUGAUCGCACAGGCCGUGCAGCUGGAGCCAACGAGGCUGGCGCAACUGCUCCUGCCGGACGAUCGGCUACCGCUUAGCUGCAAGCUGGCGGCGAUUCUGGGCGUGAGGCAACUCAGCGUCAAGCGGCAGGUCCUGUUGCAAAGUAUGAAAGCGGAGGUGCAACUGGCCCUCAUCGGACUGGACGACCACACGCGCCUUUUAGCGCUGCGUUUCUUGGUGGAGACGCCGCGUCCCAGCGAACUCUUGAAUGCCGACCAGAUGGGUGCCAUUGAACUGUAUGUGCGGCACAACGCCAACAAUCCCAGUGCCCACCUGCGGCAGCUAGGCUACGGUCUGCUGCAGAAGGCCCUGAAGAGGGUGCAUUUCGGCCUGGUCGAGUACCGGAAGAGCCGCUCGCCGGCGUCCCAGGAGGUAUUCCAGUUCCUGAUACGGCUCAUCCGCAUGCUCUCGGAGAAUCUGUUUCCCUCGGCGAACUACGGACGACGCUGGUUGUCGCUGCGCUUGCUGCGCGAUUGCCUGGAGUUAACCGAGACGGUGGGAAUCACGUUCAGCGAGAUGGGAAUAGAGCUGCCCACCCAGGCACUGAUGGCAUGCUUGGGCGACAGCUACGAGCACAACAAAGUGCUGGCCGCUCAGCUGCUGCAGACCUUUCAAUCGCACUCCCUCUUCAAACCGGAUGGGAUAAUCCAGCUGCUGCUCUCGCUGCGGCCAUCGGACUCCGCCACCGGUGCCUUCCAGCUGCAGGUCUAUUGCAAGGGCAACAUAGCGGAAAGCGCGCUGCCCACGCCAACUCACGGGGACACCAUCCACGAGCCGCUUACCUUCAGGGCAUUGCAGUGGUGCCUGCAGCACUUGAGGGAGGGCCUGCGCCUCGCCCAGCUGGAUCUUGGCGAGGCGGCCAAGCUGAACCCUUUGUACGGCCUGCUUUUUGCCAGCCGGCAUCUGCUGCAGCAGCUCAAGCUCAAGGAACUGGCGAAGGAGCCUGGCUGGAGGCAGUGCAUAGAGGAGCUGGUGACCAUCUGCCUGGCAGUCAGCAGCGUGGUGCUGCCCGUGGUCAGCAGCGCUUCUCCCGAAGGCCACCUGCCCGAAACCUGCGACCAGGAGACGGAUCAGCCGCUGACCAACGUGCUCGACCGCCAGAUGACCCGCGAGGAACUGCAGCAGGUGCGCACGACGCCCCAGAUGAUACUGUUGUGCGCUUGGCGCAGCAGCAAAGAGGUGUGCCUCAUUCUCGGCGAGCUCGUCCAGCGGGCGCCGCUGGAGGAGGAGGAGCAGCAGCGGCAGGGCGACUUCCUGCUCAGCUGCGUUCAGCUGGAGGCCAUCGGGGAGCACUUCCUGCAACUGCUGGCCGAGACGAAGCACCGCGGCGCCUUCGAACAGGCCUACGUGGGAUUCACGAUGCUGUGCCGCCGCUUCUGGCACAGCGAGUCGCUGCGUCUCAAUCAGCUGCCCGGCCAGUGGGUCAACGAGGCCAUGGCGAUGGUCAGUGGGCAGGAGGAGUGGGCGGGCAAGGGUGCCCGUCUGUGCGCCACGCGCCGCAGUGCGGGCAUGCCCUUCAUGCUGCAGGCGCUGGUCUGCACGGAGCUCAAGCUGGGCACCCAUGCCACCCUCUAUCGCUGCAUGCACCGCCUGCUCGAGGUGUGUGAGCGCCGGACUGCUGGCGCUGCCGGCAUCACCGCCCGCAGCCACGCCCUCAACAUCAUGCGCGCCCUCUUCCGCAGCAGCGAACUGGCCGAGCUGGUCACCGAGUUCAUGGCCCGCGGCAUCCAAUGCGCCCUCGACGGACUGCUUCUCGCCGAGGAGUGGGCGGAGCGCAACAGCGCCACCCUGCUGCUCGCCGCCCUGAUCGUCCGCGUCUUUGGCGUGGAGCGCGCCCGCCUGGAGACCGGUGAGCUGCAUGUGCGCAACCGGAUGACGGGGCGCAUCUUCUUCACGCGCUACCCGCAGCUCUUCGACUAUUUCCACGCCGCCCUGCAGCGCGAGUCGGAGCAGAUGGACUCGGGCGCGAGGGGCAGCGACCACGCGGGCGGUAAGCGGCGGCAGGCGGUCCAGCUGGAGGCCAUGCUGCUGAUGCUCAGCCGGCUGUAUCCGUCGUCGCUGGAGGGCGCGGAGUCAACCCUAAACCUAAGCGAGUUUGUGCCCUUCCUGAUUGGUAUCUGCCACUCGCACGAUCUGAUGACACGUGAACUGGCUGCCCAGGUGGUGGCCAACUUUGUCACGCAGGACCAAGCGCUGGCCGAGAUCAGGCGCAUCGUCAUUGAGCUGAAGGCACUGCAGCUACGGCUACAGAGGCAAGACGAAGCGCUCAACCUAAACACCAAUCUGCUGCACGGCCAACUGCUUCUGCUGCUGCACCUGCACCGCCUGGUUCGCUGGACGCGACCUUCGUUGACGAGAAUGCAGCUGCACACGCUCGCCGCGCUGGCAGCUCCGCUCCUGCAGCACGACGCGUGCGCGUUCGGUGCGCUGGUGGAAGUGAUGGUGGCAGCCAUGGAGGAUGCCGUGGAGCCCGGCUUGCUGGACUUCCAGCUGCUGGAGCAGAUUGGCGCCGUUUACCUGCUGGAUCACAAGGAGGUGCACAGACGUUGCCAGCAGCUGGGUAUCUCCAAGCGGUUCUAUCAGAUCUUUGGCCUCCACCUGCACCGCUUGCGCGGCAUCUCCCAGGGCAUAGUGCUGCACAUCGUCGAGGAUCUGGCUGAGCCCAUGUGGGCUCUGGACGAGCUGAGGGUGGAGCUGUGGCUGUACAUCCUUCUACAGAGAUCCCUAAGCAAGCAGCACUCGCUGGUCAGCGAGCAGGACAUCGAGCACUUUGACUUUUCAGGCGACAUUCGCCGAUAUUUCGAGACCCUCAGCCAGGAGCAGCGGGAGGAAGUCGCCCAGGAACUGUAUGAAUCUCCGGCUGUGCGCUCGAGCGUCCUGCAGAUGCUGAAGAGCUCAAGGCGCAGCUGCUGGAGCCUUCAGCUGGCCGGCCGUCUGGCCGCCUUGCAACCCCUGCUCCGAGAUCCGGAACUGGACCUGAACCAGCUGGUCAAGCGCUGCUCAGAGGAGCACUCCGCCCACCAGGAGGCGGGCUUGCUGCUCGGCCUGAGACGGCUGAUCGGAGAAAGCAAAACUCUGGAGCGCAGGCACUGGCUGCCCGUGCUGGACUACGCGCAGCGCCUGGUCCAUCCUGGCCAACCGGUCUACCUGCGCCAUCAGGCUGCGGAGCUGUGCGAUUUGCUGGCUCGCCAUCACCUCCGGGAUCAACUGGGCGCGGGCAUCACGGACGUGGACAUUGAGUUGGUCGGACGCUUCAUUGCACUCGUGCUGCUCCUGCUGCACGACGACGCGGACUGGGUGCGUCAUCGGGCUGUCCAGCUGGUGUGCGGCGCAGGGCUGAGCAGUGGAACUGAACACACAGUGGAGCCAUUACACGGAGCCAGGCCGCCACUCAUCUUGCCCAGUGCCUUGACCCAAGACUUCUUGGACACCAUGAUCGGCAAGCUGCGCGUCGUCGAUGUCAAAGUUGUGCAGCGCCUGGUAGACAUCAUCGGUGAGCCCUUCACCUGCGCCGAGGCCAAGGAGCUGUUCGACAAGCAGGAGAACAACCACUACUGCGAGAGGAACCACGUCUUGGUCGGGUUGCGGGACGCACAUGCACGUGCCAGAACUGCGCUUCACGAGGUAUCAAAUAAGUGACGAGCGCA
Drosophila teissieri is the source of this 5272-nucleotide messenger RNA. RefSeq names its product thyroid adenoma-associated protein homolog (gene THADA). The record is from RefSeq and is a predicted model, not a curated record. Gene Ontology annotation, biological process: tRNA methylation. Gene Ontology annotation, cellular component: cytosol. Bases 69 to 5264 code for a protein of 1731 amino acids. The transcript is spliced from 7 exons. NCBI's taxonomy places the organism in Eukaryota, Metazoa, Arthropoda, Insecta, Diptera, Drosophilidae.